AUUGCUCAACUUCUACAAUAACUCUCAUUAAAAGCUGCAAAUGCAUGCUAAUGAUAAUAUCAUGAAAUAGUUAAAGAGAUAAGAUAGAGAUAAGAGUGAAAUAGAGGGAGAUGAGAGAAAAAAAGGAAAUGCUAGUGGUUUGAAACCCUCCCCACAUCUUGAGCGACGACAGCAGAAAGAGGAAGUGUCCGAUGGAGAGAAACGCUGCAGUAUUCAUCGAGUUUCGAGCUCCAUUCAGCAUGUGGACCUUUCUCCUCAUUCUCCUCGUGUUCGACUUGUUUCCAGCUGGAAUCAGUGAUGUACCCACUGUAAUUGGAUACAGAGGACGUUCAGUUGAGAUCAGAUGUCCCUAUGAUUCUGGAUAUGAGACCUACAUGAAGUAUCUCUGUAGAGGAGAAUGUUCUACUUUUGGAAAUAAAGACAUCCCUGUUGAAUCUGGAUCUACAGCUAAAGAUCAGAGAUUCUCUCUGAAAGACGAUACAGCAGCCGGAGUCUUCACCGUCACCAUCACUGACCUGAGACCAGAGGAUGCAGGACAAUACUGGUGUGGGAUAAAGAGAUCUUUACCACUAACUGAUGUUUACAAAGAGAUUAUGUUGCUGGUUAAAAAUGGUUAG
Astyanax mexicanus (Mexican tetra) is the source of this 617-nucleotide messenger RNA. Its product is annotated as CMRF35-like molecule 3. The transcript has 2 exons. The coding region runs from base 192 to 617 and encodes 141 amino acids. Lineage: Eukaryota; Metazoa; Chordata; Actinopteri; Characiformes; Acestrorhamphidae. The record is from RefSeq and is a predicted model, not a curated record.